AUGGCUGACAACCCAACCAAACCAGACCUGGGACUUCUCGAAGAAGAUGACGAAUUCGAAGAGUUUCCUGCCGAAGACUGGACAGGUGAAGACGAGGCACCUGAAGACAUUAAUGUGUGGGAGGAUAACUGGGACGAUGAUAACAUAGAUGAUGACUUCUCUAAACAGCUUCGAGCCGAGCUGGAGAAACAGGGCAAGAAUCUUGAUGCUUCCGAGCCAAUGAAAACAUGA
Molecule: messenger RNA, 231 nt
Organism: Candidula unifasciata
Lineage: Eukaryota; Metazoa; Mollusca; Gastropoda; Stylommatophora; Geomitridae
Source: the annotation of a GenBank genome assembly